GGUCUUAGCGGAAGUGAUGCAGUUCACGUCCUCCAUCAGCUAAUCCAAUUUGAUAAUGCGAGAUGUCUGAACUGUGCCGAACUGACGCAGUGAUACGAAGCUGAAACGCAGGCGGAUUUUUGGUCAACUGCAUCGAAAGGUGAGAUGGAUCCGUCCAGGAGGAGUGAAAGCGACUGGCAGGGGCUGCUUAAUGAGUUCCUGGUUUGUAAGCGUAAGCUGGACAGUAAAAAGGAAGCUCUUCUGAUACUGUCUAAGGAGUUGGAUACCUGUCAGCAGGAGAGGGAUCAGUACAAACUGAUGGCCAACCAGCUCCGGGAGCGACACCAAGGGCUCAAAAAGCAGUACAGAGAACUCAUUGAUGGGGAUCUCUCUCUGCCACCGGACAAAAGGAACCAAGUGAAUUUAGCUCAGCUGCUGAGGGACUCCAGAGAACGAAGCAGUCAGCUUUCUGAGGAGAUUAAAGAGCUCAAACAGCGACUGCUGGAAGCUCAGGGUGACAACAAGCUUCUGCGGAUGACCAUCACCAAGCAGAGGCUGGGGGAUGAGGAGGUCGGAGCUCGACAUUUUCCAGCACAUGAGAGAGAAGAUCUUGUGAAACAGCUGGAGCAAGCGAGGGAACAGAACGAGGUGCUGGUGCACAGCGUAAAGUCGCUGACGGACGAGCUCCAGGAUGUGCGAGCCGAGCGGGACGUGUUCCAGCAGAAAGCUCACCGGCUCAACGUUGAAAUGAACCACAUCAUGGGGAACGAUGAGAGCCGAUUCCUGGAUAUAGACGCCCUGUGCAUGGAGAACAGGUACUUGCAUGAGCGACUCAGUCAACUUCAAGAAGAGGUAAACCUGCUUAAAGGAAACUUGGCGAAAUACAAGAGUGCUCUGGAGAGCAGGAAGAACUCUAAAAUGAGCGGCAAACCCAACAGCAGCGCUCUGACUGGCGUUCUUUCUACUAAACAAGUGAAGGAGCUCUUGCUAUCUGAGGAAAACGGCUGCAGUUUGCCAGUGACUCCUCAGUCUAUCUCAGACCUCAAGUCUCUGGCAACGGCUCUGCUGGAAACCAUCCACGAGAAGAACAUGGUCAUCCAGCACCAACGCCAAAUCAACAAGAUUCUUGGAAACCGAGUGGCAGAGCUGGAGAAAAAACUCAAAACUCUUGAGAUUUCUGGAUUGUGGAGUCUUCCAGGCCUGACUUAUAAUGUAUCUCUUGGAGUAUUUGGAAGAGGAAAAGAUGCCAUCAUCUUGAACACACAUUUACCUGAACAAGUCGAAUCACUUGAUCCUCCCCAACAGGAAGGUGUCAGUGUUUCUGCAAGCGUCCCAAACCAAAUCUGUGCAACUCCAGCUGGGUCAGAUUCUCAAGAAGUUGCACAAACAUCUACCAGCCUGGAAACAUCUCAUCUCAACCUUUCAGAGCAGCUGCCAGAGGAAGAACCAGCAAGCCCUGAAGCAGAAGCAGCAAACAACGAAGACUGUCGUAAACACGACAGAUCACAGACGACAACUUGCACUGCUCCAUUAUUGAGUGACUGUGGUCCUGAAGCGGCCUGUCUGUGUGAACCCCACCCACCAUCGAGUCUCAGUCAACGGUCAGAGAGAUCUGAACCAAUCACAGGAGGAGACGAUGAGUCAGAAGAAUGUAACAGGGGGGUUGAAAUGGUCCAAAUAGAGUCUGACGUGAACAAUGAAAUCAAUAACAUUGAUAGGCAGCAGAGGGACAUCCAGUCAGAUCAGGAGGCACAUGUGUGUGACAGUGAUGGUGCACACAGUCUUCCGGGAGAUGCUCUCUUGUCUCGUAGCAUUUAAGAAAAGAUCCUGUGGAUCAAAAUCAGGUUUCUUAACUUGGUCAGCUGUUCUUACUUUGGUGAGAUCUCUGGUGUGUCACUUAUCCCCACCUUUUGCACAUCCUAAUCGCAGGACUGCCGUGCCAUACGUCUGUGUGUGAUUACUUAGCAUCCUGUUUUAAACUGCUGCUAUAACAGCGCCUACUGCUGGCUGUAGGGAUUUUAUUCCCAUCUAUGAAAAACACAUUACAUAAACAUGGAAAAACUAUUUAUAGUAAGACAAAGCACAGAGUGGAUUGUGCUCAAAGUUUUAAGCUACAAAACAGUUGCUCUGAAACUAGUUCACAGUGAAGGAAAGUGCAUGUGGUAAUAUAAAACCCACUGUUUUUAAUCAUGUAGAUAAUUUUGUUAGGAGCACAUAUCCUAUAGAUGCUGUUGUCUCUGAAACUAUUGAAAUAGAAACAGUGCUGACCAACUUUGUUAGCACCCUUUUUAAAUUCACCUUUUAUUGCUGUAAUAUAAUCUCUAAAAUACAUUUGUGUAGGAAAAUUAAAGCAAUUUUAAGAUUUUUUUUAAACUGAAUCACUGGUAGCCUAAUGUUAGCAUUCAUGUUGUCAAUACAUUGCACAACUGCCUUUUUCUAAAAUGGCACACAGUCUUAUACAUCUUUUAGCAAGGUUGGAGUACAGUGAGACGGUUGUUUGACAAUUUGUCUUUGCACAAUUUUUUCAGAUUUUCCACCCCUUAUUUAGCUCACCCAGCUGGUUUUCGAUAUGUUUGUGGACUGCCAUGUCCAUAGCAGAAGACAGAUUUUGUCUGGCUUUGCAGUUCUGUGUUGAUUUGAGCAUGCUUCAGAUCAUCUUUCUAGCAAAGAAUUGUGUUGAAUGUUAUUCCAAUGGGUUCUUAUUGUUAUGUACUCGUAGCAAAGUUUCCACGGCUUUAAAAAAAGAACCAGGUCCACAGCAUCACAGAUCCAUCACUGUGUGAGGUGAGUUUCCACCUCUUCAUUCUUUCAAACUAAACCCACCUGGAUUGUUUUCUACCUAAAAGCUCAAGCUUAUUCUCAAGCUCUUGCAUGUAAUUGUAAUGGAGACUUGGUAACACUCAAAUGCCAUUUUAUUUUUUUUCUCCCCACCAUUGACUUGUUAAAUACAAGUAUGUUAAUUAGUGAAUUAAUGCACUUUUUAAUUUACACUUAUCAGUGUGGCUUUUUAAUUCAUUACCAUGGGUCCCAAUAAAUUUACAUCUUAAUGUAAGCAUUACUUGACCCUGUGCUGUUACAUCAUUUUGCUCAUUUUACAGAAGCACCUUAUUGCACAAUAAAAACAUCAUAACUAA
Messenger RNA from Xiphophorus couchianus (Monterrey platyfish), 3113 nucleotides. Its product is annotated as coiled-coil domain-containing protein 149-like. Bases 145 to 1797 code for a protein of 550 amino acids. The record is from RefSeq and is a predicted model, not a curated record. NCBI's taxonomy places the organism in Eukaryota, Metazoa, Chordata, Actinopteri, Cyprinodontiformes, Poeciliidae. The transcript has 13 exons.